Messenger RNA from Astrephomene gubernaculifera, 487 nucleotides. Lineage: Eukaryota; Viridiplantae; Chlorophyta; Chlorophyceae; Chlamydomonadales; Astrephomenaceae. The record is from the annotation of a GenBank genome assembly.
CCGUACGGCACCCACUUUGGCGUGGCGGCGCGCCUGGUGGACGACGCGUUCAUGCGGCUGUGCGGGCGGGUGGGGGAUGUGCAGAUGGGGUUGCGGCUGCAGGCGUUACGAGCCCUGGGCGACAUGCACGUGGCCAGCCUGAGAGUGAAGCUGCAGGCACUCAGCAAGAAGACGACCCUACGUGUGGCUGCGCCUCCGCCAGCGGCGGUGACGUCGGCAGCGACGUCGGCAGCAGCAGCGUCGGCGGCAGCGGCAGCGGCUGUCGCCAGUGACGCCGGCAGCGGCAAGCCGGGCAGCAAGCGAGGUCCUCCUCCGCCUCAAGCAGCUGCGACGGCAGCGGCAGGAGCACUAGCAGCAGGCGCUGCAGGUGACGGAGAAGGCCCGCACGCCGCAAGCGCCAAGCGCCUGACGACGUCAGCCUGGGAGCCCCCUCCUCCCGCCUGGGGCUCAUGGCUGCAGCCGCCACCGCCGCCCCAACCGCAACGAC